CAGUUAGAAAAGAUGGCUGCUUCUAUGCACAUGUGUAGAUUUUGUAAAUCGUCCUUAGUUUCUAAAAGUUCGAGUAGAAAUCAGUUAAUCCGCCAAGCGUCUAGUGGAAUCAGAGAAUGGUUCAGAGGCCAAGAUGAAGGUCACGGUGAACCGGCAGAAAGUCGGCCAACAACUUUAGAAGAAACCUGUAAAUCAGUAGAAGUGAAAGGGUUGAGAAAGACGGAACAGGGAUAUAACCCACCUGAUAAUGUCAGUGAUACCAUUCAGGCCCUAGCACAGGAAGUUUAUGGAGUGAGCAAACAUCCAGAGAGUUUCCCUCUGGAUAAUGCAAGGUUAAGGUUCAAGCUACUAGUGGAGUGCGAGAAGGCAUUUCAACACAUGAUCCCCAACAGAGAGCUGCAGCAGAUGACGCAGAUGUCUCACCUCGUCGAGUUUUACACGACUCCUGUGAAAGCUCUUACUGCCCUACAAGAGCUAUCUAAGAGCUCUCUGCCGCCAAAUCUACACAUCGACACAGAGUACCACAGAUAUGAUCCCCAGAAGGAUGGACCAACUGCUUUCCCUAAGCGGAAUGUCAUCGUGUCUGGGCUUAAGGCCAAGAAGAUGGGAGUUAAGGGUCACAGCACCCCGAAGGCUCACAAUUAUCUGAAAUGGCCAUCGGAGCAAUGGACACAGUAGUAUUGAAUAUACUGUAGGUUGACAUAGUCCUAUGUUAUAAACUACAAUAAUUUUGAAUUAGCUGAUUUUAUGUAGACAAUAACUUAAAAUUAUGUGUCUUCAGAAAACUAAGCAAUGUAACAUAUAAAUGUAUAUUCGAAUAAAAAUUGAAUGAUAGUUGUUUUGCAUCAACAA
This is a messenger RNA of Priapulus caudatus, 852 nucleotides long. RefSeq names its product 39S ribosomal protein L50, mitochondrial-like. The transcript has 4 exons. The record is from RefSeq and is a predicted model, not a curated record. Lineage: Eukaryota; Metazoa; Priapulida; Priapulimorpha; Priapulimorphida; Priapulidae. The coding region runs from base 13 to 678 and encodes 221 amino acids. Gene Ontology annotation, cellular component: mitochondrial large ribosomal subunit; mitochondrion.